AGCUCUGCCCGAUGGAGCUGAAGGCGUCUUGCAGCUUGUUGACCAGCGGGAUGAGCUCCUCCAUGCCCCGGUUGCCCAUGGCGGCGCGGCGGUGCCGGGCCCGCGCUCCCGGCGGCGGCUCCUCCUCACGGGGCCCGCGGCGGCGGCGGCGGCCAAACUUCCCCUCAGAGUCUCCUCAUCCGGCACCGCCGGGCCCGCCCCGCUCCCGCAGCGCGCGUCGCCAUUGGCCGGCUGGGCUGCCCGUCACGGGAGCGCGCGGAGCGGAGUGGAGCAGGGAGCUGCCAAUCAUUGUAAAGGGCGGGACCUUAAAGACAAGCCUGCUUCCUAUUGGUCGCUGGGCCGUCGCUCAUCGCUCACAGCCAAUGGGAGGUGGCGCUGCUGUGUCAGCUGAGGCGGCGGGGACGCGGUCCCGCCCCUCAGCGGUUCCGCCAUUGAAUUGGCGGACGGAGCUUCCCUCGGGAGCGCAGCCCCGGGAGCCCGCCCUGCUCCGCUUCCCCGCCCUCCCUGCCGUUAGACAGCGCGCCCGCCACUCCCAGCGGGCUGGCCGAUGCAGCCGAGAGAGGAGUCUUAAGGAACAGAAAAGCCUCUCGCAGUGGAUCAGCCGGCCAUCUGUCAGCGAGGCCUUCUCGCCGACUGGCUGCUCCGGUGUUUCGCGGCGCUCCCGUGACCGCCGAGCGUCGUGCGUUCGCUCGCGGGGAACGGCAGCCCCGAAGCGAAGCCCCGGGGCUGGAACCCCCCGGGAAACGCCUGGGGAUCCCCCAGGGCCCAGAAGCAGCAGGAAUUGGCUCGGCUCCGUGCCUUGUCGGGGUUUCGAGGGGUCUCUGCUGAGUUCGGGCGAUCUCCGGGGGUCUCUGGGCGGCUCCGGCCUCGGCCGUUGCCCAUCCCCACAAGGCCCAACAUGGCCCCCGCGUUGCCGUGGUAACGGUCACUUCCGCCGGCGGCGCCACCGCCUCUUCCGGUCACGUGCGCCGAAGAUGGCGGCGCCCGCGGCGGGGCCGGCGCCGGUGCUGCGGAUCGUGGCCGAGUGCGGGCGGAGCCGCGCCCGGGCCGGGGAGCUGCGGCUGCCGCACGGCACCGUGCCCUGCCCCGUGUUCAUGCCCGUGGGCACCCGCGGCACCGCCAAGGGCCUGACGGCCGCGCAGCUCGCGGCGCUCGGCUGCCGCAUCUGCCUCGGCAACACCUUCCACCUGGGCACGCGGCCGGGCUCGGAGCUGGUCCGGCGUUCCGGGGGCCUCCACGGCUUCAUGGACUGGCCCCACAACCUGCUGACGGACAGCGGGGGGUUCCAGAUGGUUUCCCUGCUGGAGCUGUCGGAGGUGUCGGAGGAGGGGGUGCGCUUCCAGCCCCCCCACGGCGGGGAGCAGAUCCUGCUGAGCCCCGAGAAAUCCAUGGAGAUCCAGAACGCUCUGGGGGCCGAUAUCGUGAUGCAGCUGGACGAUGUCGUGAGCAGCACCACGACGGGGCCGCGCGUCGAGGAGGCCAUGCACAGGUCGGUGCGCUGGCUCGAUCGCUGCGUGGCCGCUCACGCCCGCCCGGAGCAGCAGCUGCUCUUCGCCAUCAUCCAGGGGGGGCUGGACCCCGAGCUGCGCCUGCGCUGCAUCCGAGCCAUGACCCAGCGGGACGUGCCCGGCUUCGCCAUCGGGGGCCUGAGCGGGGGCGAGGCCAAGGCGCGGUUCUGGCGCACGGUGAAGCUGAGCACCGAGCACCUGCCCCGGGACAAGCCCCGCUACCUGAUGGGCGUGGGCUACGCCACCGACCUGGUGGUCUGCGUCGCGCUGGGCUGCGACAUGUUCGACUGCGUGUUCCCCACCCGCACGGCGCGUUUCGGUUCCGCCCUGGUGCCCUGGGGGUCCCUGCAGCUGAAAAAUCAGCAAUUCGCCAAAGAUUUCCGGCCCAUCGACGCCGACUGCGGCUGCCCCACGUGCCAGAGGUAUUCCCGGGCGUACCUGCACGCGCUGCUGCGCUCCAACACGGCCGCGCUGCACCUGCUCACCCUGCACAACAUCGCCUACCAGAUGAAGCUGAUGGGCUCCAUCCGGGACAGCAUCCUGCGGCAGCGCUUCCCGGAGUUCGUGCGGGAGUUCAUGGACGCCAUGUACGGGGGGCGGGGGGGGCCCCCCUCCUGGGCUCGGGAGGCUCUGGAGUCGGUGGGAAUCACCCUGGGCUGAGGGGAGCCCCCCCGAUCCCUGGGGAGCCCCCCCGAAUCCCUGGGGAGCCCCCCCGGAUCCCUGGGGAACCCCCCCGAUCCCUGGAGACCCCCCGGAUCCCUGGGGAACCCCCGGAUUCCUGGGGAACCCCCCCGAUCCCUGGAGACCCCCCGGAUUCCUGGGGACCCCCCCCAGAACCUCCCCCAUUUUCAGGGGAAAUCCCUCCCAGUUCCCAGGCUCUGCCCUCCCCCCCGUGUAUUUUUAUACUUUUUUUGUGGGUUUUUUUUUUUUUUUUUUACUAUUUUGGGGUUUUUAAGGGGUGGGAAAUAAAAGAGUUUGGA
Messenger RNA from Vidua macroura (Pin-tailed whydah), 2488 nucleotides. RefSeq names its product queuine tRNA-ribosyltransferase catalytic subunit 1 (gene QTRT1). The transcript has 10 exons. NCBI's taxonomy places the organism in Eukaryota, Metazoa, Chordata, Aves, Passeriformes, Viduidae. The coding region runs from base 12 to 2168 and encodes 718 amino acids. The record is from RefSeq and is a predicted model, not a curated record. Gene Ontology annotation, molecular function: tRNA-guanosine(34) queuine transglycosylase activity. Gene Ontology annotation, cellular component: cytosol.